AUGGGCAAUUCAUGUCGUGGAUCUUUCAAGGACAAAUUCUACCUAGGCAAUAACAACUCUAAGCCUGAAGAUAACUCCAAAACCACUUCAGAUCGCUCUGUCUCCGACCAUUCUCCGACCAACAACAACAACGAUUCAGACAUUACUGCUCAAGAAUUCUCCAAAGACAACGACAGCAACAAAAAUCCAGCUCUUGUUAUUCCUUUAAGAGAACCAAUCAUGAGGCGUAACAUGGAUAAUCAAGCUUACUAUGUUCUUGGUCAUAAAACACCAAACAUUCGUGAUCUCUAUACUCUGAGUCGUAAGUUAGGACAAGGUCAGUUUGGAACAACUUAUCUAUGUACAGAACUUGCUACAGGCGUUGACUAUGCGUGUAAGUCAAUAUCAAAGAGGAAAUUGAUCUCUAAGGAAGAUGUUGAGGAUGUUAGAAGGGAGAUUCAGAUUAUGCAUCAUUUAGCUGGCCACGGUAACAUCGUGACGAUUAAAGGAGCUUAUGAGGAUUCUUUGUAUGUUCACAUUGUCAUGGAGCUUUGUGCUGGAGGUGAAUUGUUUGAUAGGAUUAUUCAGAGAGGUCAUUAUAGCGAGAGGAAAGCCGCCGAGCUUACUAAGAUCAUUGUCGGUGUUGUUGAAGCGUGUCAUUCGCUCGGUGUUAUGCAUAGAGACUUGAAGCCUGAGAAUUUCUUGUUGGUUAAUAAGGAUGAUGAUUUCUCCCUCAAGGCUAUUGAUUUUGGACUAUCUAUCUUUUUCAAACCAGGUCAAAUAUUCACUGAUGUUGUUGGAAGUCCAUAUUAUGUUGCUCCUGAGGUUCUGCUCAAACGUUAUGGCCCUGAAGCUGAUGUAUGGACUGCUGGUGUUAUACUGUAUAUAUUGCUAAGCGGAGUCCCGCCUUUCUGGGCAGAAACACAGCAAGGGAUAUUUGAUGCUGUGUUAAAGGGAUAUAUCGACUUUGAGUCAGACCCAUGGCCUGUGAUAUCGGACAGUGCUAAAGACUUGAUCCGAAGAAUGUUAACCUCCAAGCCUGCAGAUCGCUUGACCGCUCAUGAAGUCUUGCGUCAUCCAUGGAUAUGCGAGAAUGGUGUUGCACCAGAUAGAGCACUUGAUCCGGCUGUUUUGUCUCGUCUCAAACAGUUCUCUGCAAUGAAUAAACUAAAGAAGAUGGCUUUGAAGGUUAUCGCUGAGAGCCUCUCGGAAGAAGAGAUUGCGGGUUUAAGAGAAAUGUUUCAAGCGAUGGAUACUGAUAACAGUGGUGCAAUCACUUUCGAUGAACUCAAAGCCGGGCUGAGGAAAUAUGGAUCGACCUUGAAAGACACAGAGAUCCAUGAUCUAAUGGAUGCGGCUGAUGUGGACAACAGUGGGACAAUAGAUUACAGUGAGUUCAUUGCAGCGACGAUCCAUCUCAACAAACUCGAGCGAGAAGAGCAUCUUGUAUCUGCGUUUCAAUACUUUGACAAAGACGGAAGCGGCUACAUAACAAUCGAUGAGCUGCAACAAGCGUGUGUUGAACAUGGUAUGGCUGAUGUUUUCCUCGAAGACAUCAUCAAGGAAGUUGAUCAAAACAAUGACGGAAAGAUUGAUUAUGGCGAGUUUGUGGAGAUGAUGCAAAAGGGAAAUGCUGGUGUUGGAAGAAGAACUAUGAGAAAUAGUCUAAACAUUAGCAUGAGAGACGCAUAG
Molecule: messenger RNA, 1671 nt
Organism: Arabis nemorensis
Lineage: Eukaryota; Viridiplantae; Streptophyta; Magnoliopsida; Brassicales; Brassicaceae
Source: the annotation of a GenBank genome assembly